Penicillium coprophilum is the source of this 1848-nucleotide messenger RNA. Its product is annotated as TFIIB-type zinc finger domain-containing protein. Bases 1 to 1848 code for a protein of 615 amino acids. The transcript has 7 exons. Gene Ontology annotation, biological process: RNA polymerase I preinitiation complex assembly; nucleolar large rRNA transcription by RNA polymerase I. Gene Ontology annotation, molecular function: RNA polymerase I core promoter sequence-specific DNA binding. The record is from RefSeq and is a predicted model, not a curated record. Lineage: Eukaryota; Fungi; Ascomycota; Eurotiomycetes; Eurotiales; Aspergillaceae. Gene Ontology annotation, cellular component: RNA polymerase transcription factor SL1 complex; RNA polymerase I core factor complex.
AUGGACUACGUUACCCGAGGGGUCUGCGGUCAAGAAGGUUGCCGUGAGACCCGAUACUAUCUCGACAACGGACUUUGGUAUUGUCGACGCGGUCAUUUGCAGGAGGGCGUACAAGUUGCAGAAGAUGCCGAUGACUUUGGAAAUUUAGGCAAAACACAUCGUCUGAAGCGAGAAACCAAGGAAAAGGCCAGCAAGACACUUCGUGGCCGUCCAGCCUACACGCUUUUCUUGCAAAUCUACCAGCUUAUCCUUUGGAAACAAUGUGAUGUCUUGGUUCAUGAGCAUGGGUUCCCAGAGGAACUUGAGGUCAUUGUUCGCGAUCUCUGGGCUCUCCGUCUACAAGAUUUUGAAACCAGAAUCACUGAGGCUACUGAAGAUGACGAUGAUGAUACCGAAGCCGAGCUGUUUAGCUCACAGCCCGGAGAAAGAGAUGAAUCUAGUGGUGUCGGAUUUAAACCAAAUUCCAGGUAUCUCGAAUGGCCUCGUCUGAUUGAUACCGUUGCACUGUGCUAUCUUGCGGCGUUUUUGAUGCGGCUUCCUGUCUGUGUCGUUGAUUUCCACGAUAUGAUCAUGCGGCAGAAGAUUCCCUACGCUAGAGUCCUAGCAACCGUCCCUCGGGAAAUGAGGGAUAGACUUCCGCCAGAACUGACUGCAAUCCUUGAAGUCAAUACAAUCCCUGAUGCCCAGCGUUUCCACCGCAGUGUUCUGGCAAUAGUGAUGUUCUAUCAGCGCCGCUUUGAAUUGGAACUUCCUCCAUUGAACUCGCCCAUGGUCCUUUUCCGACUCAUCAAGAGAUUAGCUUUGCCAAUUGAGAUAUAUGAUGCAAGUAGGAUCUUGCAAGACCUACUGGGCUUUACGUUCCAUUAUCCGACAACAAGUUCAUACGAUGCUCGAAAAAGAGAACACGUUCUUCCUGACUUACAAUUGAUGGCCUUAAUUAUCAUUGCUACGAAACUGCUUUUCCCAAUCGAUGAUUUAAAAAGAUAUCCCACCACAGAUAGAGAGCCUGCCACGCAGAUCAUGGACUGGGCCCUGUGGGCACGUGCCCAUGACAAUUUCGAUCAAGAUCAGCAAUUUGGGGGCAAGAUUGGAAAAAAGACUGCCGUUCAGAUCACAGACCAAGACGUGUUGAACAUGACACCUACCCAAUUGGACAAUUACAUGGACUGGUACGAAAGCAGUUGGCUGGAUACUUCUAAGCCCCCUGGUCCUAUCGCCGAAAUGUUUCCCAUCAACCGAACAGGAGAAGAUAUCCAACCAAGCUCUACCGCUGCCCCGGACUCACCCUUUGCUUCUGCCGCUGCCAUUCCACCUGCAUCUAUCUCUACCCCUCUUCUUGAUAUUCCUUCUGCUCCUCGUGGUUAUCCUGAUGAUCCUGGUGAUUCUGAUGCUCCUGAUGAUGUCCCUCCUGACACGAUUGGUCCAAAGCUCGACAUCUUGCUACAAACGGUCAUGCAAGCCCUUAGAGCCAGAAGGGUCAUCCCUGACGAUGAAGAUGCCGAUCACAGGCGUCCCGGCGAAUGGUAUCACCGGUAUCGAUGGGAAUCACAUCUCAGUGGUCCCGCACGGACUCUUUACGAAGUAGCAGCCCAGCUGGCUGCAGUCCCAUUGAAAACUCUUGUCCGAGCGGUCACAAUCAUUGAGUUUAAGAUCGCACAGCAAGAUGAAGAGCGACAGAGCAGAGAGUACUUCGCUAGUCUGGGAACAGAAGGAAUGGACACUGACGACAGCGAUGAGGACCACACGUAUGGAAUGGAAGAUUUUGAAGAAGACAUGUACGCGGCGGAGUUCGAAGAUAUGGAGUAUGAUGAAUUCAUGUCCAAUUCAAAGAUGUGGUCGACCAUCUAG